UUCACACUGUCCUGUGUCAUGUUUCCCCAUUAUGCGUAGUGUAGCAUUAAGUCCCGAGUGUCGCUGUUCUUUUUCUUAAGGCGGCUUUAUUUUAAACGCCAUCUGCCAGCGGAAGUAACGAUUACAUAUUUCCUGUUUUGGUCCCGGAAAACGAUGCAGAAGUAAUGUGGUGAACAAGUUAACAAUGCCAGGCAGGGUGGAGUACGGGGAGCUAGGGGAGAGUCUCCCAGCCAUCGCUUCCCUCAAUGCCUCCUACUCACAGGCCUCACAGUCUGCUCCGUCCCCCUGCCCACCCUGUGCCCCUGGGGAGCGCCGUGUCAUCUCUGAUGUGCGCCGGACCUUCUGCCUUUUCGUCACAUUUGACCUGCUCUUCAUCUCCUUGCUCUGGAUCAUUGAGCUCAAUAUCACAAAGGCUAUCUGGCAGAACCUGGAACAGGAGGUGAUCCACUACAAGUUUGAGACGUCAUUUUUUGACAUCUUUCUCCUGGCUGUGUUCCGCUUUCUGUGCCUACAGAUUGCCUAUGCUGCUGUUCGCCUGAGGCACUGGUGGGUCAUUGCGAUCACCACUCUGGUGUCCAGUGCCUUCCUCAUUGCUAAAGUUAUCAACUCUGAUCUGCUAUCCCAGAAUGCCUUUGGCUAUGUGCUACCCAUCACCUCCUUUGUGGUGGCAUGGCUGGAGACAUGGUUCCUUGAUUUCAAAGUGCUCACCCAGGAGGCUGAGGAUGAAAGGGCAUUCUUGGCAUCACUGGGUACAUCCCAUGAGCAAGGCCCCCUGCUGUACCCCCGGCCUGUGUCUGAUGGGCAGUUCUACUCCCCUCCUGAGUCCUUGGCAGGUUCAGAUGAGGAGCUGGAUGAGGAGGGACUAGGGCGGAGAGCGGUCACUGUCCAGGAGAAGGAGUUUGUGCGGCAGGGCCGGGAGGCCAUGGCGGUGGUGGAGCAGAUCCUGAUGCAGGAAGAGAACUGGAAGUUUGAGAAGGACAAUGAGUAUGGUGAUGCCGUGUACUCCCUGGAGAUACCUUUCUAUGGGAAGACCUUCAUUCUCAAGGCUUUCAUGCAGUGCCCUGCAGAGCUUGUCUACCAGGAGGUCAUUCUGCAGCCGGAGAAGAUGGUUCAGUGGAACAGGACAAUCUCAGGCUGUCAGAUUCUGCAGCGUGUGGAUGACAACACCCUGGUGUCAUAUGACAUCUCUUCUGGCGCAGCAGGGGGCGUUGUCUCCCCCAGAGACUUUGUGAAUGUACGACGAGUAGAGCGGCGACGUGAUCGCUACAUGUCGGCAGGAAUGGCUACCAUUCAUGAGGCCAAGCCUCUACACAACUGCUAUGUCCGGGGGGAGAAUGGUCCAGGAGGAUUUGUGGUUCUCAAGUCUGGUACCAGUCCCUCUGUGUGCACCUUCAUUUGGGUUCUCAACACUGACCUUAAGGUUCUUGAUAAGCAUGCAGUUGCAUCUAAUGAUGAGAAGGCCAUUCUUCUGCAACAGGAACAAAAAAGGUAUACUUCCAACUUUCCAGAUGUUCUUGAAGAAGUUAUUUCAUGAAAAUCCAAUGCUCCAUGUGCUGCAUUCUGAAAUAGUUCUGCUGGUCAGGGAACUCCUUCCCAAGUUCAUGAAACCUGAAACAGUCCUCUUGAGUGUGAUGGGUUUGUUAAAGAUUGAUGUUUGGAAGAGAGACUUGCUGUACCCUGAUAAAUUUUUCUUUGUGGGGAGAUUCAGGUUCUUUGCCUUGAACAAAGCUAGAGUGGAGAAAAAGCCAUAGGUGCAGAAGGUCUAUAGCUCUCUCUGUAGCCAAGUUUGACAUGUGUGGUUUCACUGCCAAAAAGCAGAAAAAGGGAAAAGCACUCUAAAAUGUGUGAACUUAUUGCGAGAAUUGCACUUAUUGUUCUUUAAUGCUGCUGCUGUUGUUUUGUGUUUUGUCUUUUUCUCACAUGAUUUCUCACAUAAAUUCUUACAUUUUGUUUAAUGCUAAAAUAAAUAAAAUCAUGCACUGAAAAGUCAUGGAGAUGGUUGAUUAUUUGUAUGACUAAAAAUUGAGACAAUCCUGGCCUUGAUGACUGCAUUAGAGAACAGCAGCAAUAGUUAUGCAUAGGGUGCUGCUAAAAUGGUGGUGCUUAGCCUUCAAGGCCUGUCUAGCAGGCCUUGAGGGCUAAGACCAUAAAUACAGUUUUCCUUUUUCUCAUCUACCUCCACCUUGAAAACCUAAAGGAAAGGACCACACUGCGUAAUGAAAGCAGCUGACUGCCUGCACCAGCGGAUGGUGACAGUGGCCGGACAUUGUGUACACACACUAAUGUGGCCUGAGAAAAAAUUCAGUCAGAAUGUUUUUUUUUUUUCUUUAAUCCCUGUUUUACUGCAUGU
Messenger RNA from Paramormyrops kingsleyae, 2350 nucleotides. RefSeq names its product stAR-related lipid transfer protein 3-like. The record is from RefSeq and is a predicted model, not a curated record. NCBI's taxonomy places the organism in Eukaryota, Metazoa, Chordata, Actinopteri, Osteoglossiformes, Mormyridae. Gene Ontology annotation, cellular component: lysosomal membrane; late endosome membrane; late endosome. Gene Ontology annotation, molecular function: cholesterol transfer activity; cholesterol binding. Gene Ontology annotation, biological process: cholesterol transport.